Molecule: messenger RNA, 813 nt
Organism: Cyprinodon tularosa
Lineage: Eukaryota; Metazoa; Chordata; Actinopteri; Cyprinodontiformes; Cyprinodontidae
Product: extensin-like
Exons: 4
Coding region: 1-813 (270 amino acids)
Source: RefSeq, a predicted model, not a curated record
AUGCGCCCCAGGGAUCCCAGACCCCAGGACCCACCCCAGACCCACCCCGCAGUAGGGCCGGGCAAUGCCCAAAAAACCCCCGGCGCCGGCGCCAGCGCCCCCACCCCGACCCCGGCCCCCGAACGACUCCCCCCCAACACCGAAAAGUCAACAUGCCUGCCCUCCCAGGAGACAGGCAAGCCCACCGAACAGGAAUCCCCCCGGCAGCGCACCGCCGGGAUGCGGGGGCCCGAGCAGCCCCAACAGAAACAACACCGGAAGGCCGACACGGACGCACCGACGGCCGCCAAGAGGAGGACGGCCACGCCGGCCACGGCCCGUCCGUCCCCCGCCGCCAAACACCGAGCAACCCUCCACUCCCAAACCGCGCACGAUGCACCGCACCACGCGCCACCGGCACCCGCCCCAACAGAGCGAAGCCACACCCCGACCCGGGGGCGCUCCAAAGGGACCCCCGACGCCCGCAACCAGCCCACAACAGACACACACGAACCCCGGCCACAGGCGCGACCACCCACGCCCCCCCCGGACGACGCAACCACGGCAAGCGCCACGGCCAACCACCGAAACCCGGCACCAGAAGACGGGGCACACCCCGACGCCCCGCAGAGCAGAAGCACCCCGGCCAGCACCACAAAAGAACCGAUGCCCGGCGCCCAGCCCCACCCAGCAGCAAGCACCGCACGCGGCCGCCGCAGGACCCCCCCGCGGCGCCCCAGACCCCGCCCCGACGGGGGCAACAGUCCCCCGGGCCAGACCCGCCAGGCACCCCUCUCCGAGCACCCCCCCGAGCCCCCAGGACCCCCGAACUAG